GCUUAUGAAAAAACAAAGCUCGGGGUGCUCGCAGCUCGGAAAUGGCGGGAUUUGGUGCUAUGGAGAAGUUUUUGGUUGAAUACAAGAGUGCAGUUGAGAAGAAACUGGCUGAGUACAAAUGUAACACCAACACAGCAAUUGAACUGAAAUUAGUUCGUUUUCCUGAAGAUCUUGAGAAUGACAUUAGAACUUUCUUUCCUGAGUAUACCCAUCAACUCUUUGGGGAUGAUGAAACUGCUUUUGGUUACAAGGGUCUGAAGAUCUUGUUAUAUUAUAUUGCUGAUAGCCUAUCAACAAUGUUCCGUGUGGAAUAUGCAUCUAAAGUUGAUGAGAUUUGUGUAGAGGCAGAUGAUGUUGAGGGGAAAAUUAGACAAAUCAUUCCACCUGGAUUUUGCACAAACACGAAUGAUUUUCUUUCGUUGCUGGAAAAAGAAGCUGAUUUCAAGCCAUUUGGAACCUUACUUCACACAUACUCUGUUCUCAGUCCAACAGGAGGAGAAAACUUUACCUUUCAGAUUUAUAAGGCUGACAUGACAUGUAGAGGCUUUCGAGAAUAUCAUGAAAGGCUUCAGACCUUUUUGAUGUGGUUUAUUGAAACUGCUAGCUUUAUUGACGUGGAUGAUGAAAGAUGGCACUACUUUCUAGUAUUUGAGAAGUAUAAGGAUGGAGCUACACUCUUUGCGACCGUAGGCUACAUGACAGUCUAUAAUUACUAUGUGUACCCAGACAAAACCCGGCCACGUGUAAGUCAAAUGCUGAUAUUGACUCCAUUUCAAGGUCAAGGCCAUGGUGCUCAACUACUUGAAACAGUUCAUAGAUACUACAUUGCAUCUCCUUCUGUUCUUGAUAUUACAGCGGAAGAUCCAUCCAAAAGCUAUGUGAAAUUGAGAGACUUGGUGCUUGUGAUUUGUCAAGAUUUGCCCUGUUUUUCCCGGGAAAAGUUAGGAUUCAGUGAAGAUAUGGCAAUAGAGGCUCAACAGAAGUUCAAAAUAAAUAAGCAACAUGCUAGACGGGUUUAUGAAAUUCUUCGACUACUGGUAACUGACAUGAGUGAUGCUGAACAAUACAGAAGCUAUAGACUGGAUAUUAAAAGAAGACUAAUUAGCCCAUACAAGAAAAAACAGAGAGAUCUUGCUAAAAUGAGAAAAUGUCUCAGACCGGAAGAACGGACAAACCAGAUGAACCAGAUAGAAAUAAGCAUGCAACAUGAACAGCUGGAAGAAAGCUUUCAGGAACUCGUGGAAGAUUAUCGACGUGUCAUUGAACGCCUCGCUCAAGAGUAGAGGUUAUACUUCUCUGUACAGAAAGUUUGCAAAUUUCUGUACAUGUGUUGUGAAAAUCAGAUGAUGACUUUAAUUUUAAAAAAUUUUGUAACAUUUUGCUUACAUUA
Molecule: messenger RNA, 1390 nt
Organism: Bubalus bubalis (water buffalo)
Lineage: Eukaryota; Metazoa; Chordata; Mammalia; Artiodactyla; Bovidae
Product: histone acetyltransferase type B catalytic subunit-like
Biological process (GO): subtelomeric heterochromatin formation
Cellular component (GO): nucleus
Molecular function (GO): histone binding; histone H4 acetyltransferase activity
Source: RefSeq, a predicted model, not a curated record